AUGCCCUCUAGCGCCGAUUACGACUAUCGCCCCUACCUCGUCUCCGAUACGGUGUACCCCACGCUCCGUGAUGCGUGCGAAGCCAUGAAAACAAUCACGAAAGAGUACCCCCACACACGCAUGCACAUGGACCUGUGGGGUGUGGUCACAGCGUCGCGGGGCUGGCCGCCAGUCGGGUCAACACCGCGCGCAGACGAGCAGUAUGCGAAGCGGCCGCCCGAGUCGAAAGUCGAGCGCGAGGCGGCAGGGAAUCCGCCUUUCCGUGCUUAUCUGCAUGCGGUAGUAAGCGCGGAGGGGACGGAGGCGCACUUCCGCAAGCUGGCCCGGGACGGUGCGAUGUGCGGGCCAGUGGAGGGGAGGGAGCAGCACUCGCCGCGAUAUCUUGAGGCCGCGGAGUAUGCGAAGGGGCUGCCGGAUAGUGUGGAGGAGAGGUUUGAGCUGGUCGCGAAGGACAAGGAUGAGGGCGGACUGAGGGCGUGGCCGGAUGGACCAUGGGUCGAGCGUCCAGAGGAUCCCAAUGCCAGCCUGCCUGCGAAAGCGUACUCGACGCAAACACCCGACGGAACAAGUGAGGCAAGUCAGUAG
Trichosporon asahii var. asahii CBS 2479 is the source of this 585-nucleotide messenger RNA. RefSeq lists its product as uncharacterized. Lineage: Eukaryota; Fungi; Basidiomycota; Tremellomycetes; Trichosporonales; Trichosporonaceae. The transcript has a single exon. Bases 1 to 585 code for a protein of 194 amino acids. The record is from RefSeq and is a predicted model, not a curated record.